AUGCUGAUUCCUAAGUCAGAGCGCCAGAAGAUUCACACUUACCUCUUCAAGGAGGGAGUUGUUGUUGCCAAGAAGGACUACAACCAGCCCAAGCACGAUGAGAUUGACACCAAGAACCUCUACGUGAUCAAGGCUCUCCAGUCGCUUGACUCCCGCGGAUUCGUCAAGACCCGAUUCUCGUGGCAGUACUACUACUACUCUCUCACCGAGGAGGGUAUCGAAUACCUGAGAGAAUGGCUGCACCUUCCCGCCGAGAUUGUUCCUGCCACACACAAGAAGCUGGUUCGCGCUGCUCCCCCUACCACCGGCCGAAGACGAGGAGGCCCACCGAAAAAUGGGAAAUUGGGAGGUGGUACUACUCCGGGAGGAAAUGGGGGUAGAGCGCCAUUAGGAAGAGGUGGUAGUCCUCCCAUGAAAGGUGGAUAA
Molecule: messenger RNA, 426 nt
Organism: Myxozyma melibiosi
Lineage: Eukaryota; Fungi; Ascomycota; Lipomycetes; Lipomycetales; Lipomycetaceae
Product: 40S ribosomal protein S10-B
Exons: 4
Coding region: 1-426 (141 amino acids)
Cellular component (GO): cytosolic small ribosomal subunit
Molecular function (GO): structural constituent of ribosome; RNA binding
Source: RefSeq, a predicted model, not a curated record